CUCCGCCAUACUUACACCCGCCUUAAGCUUUAUACUAGCAUCUAGAUCCUGAUUGGCAUCCUAACAAGCCUCUACUCCACCAUGCCCUUCGACUUCACCGGCAAAAUCAUCGCCGUUUCCGGCGCCGCAUCCGGCAUCGGCUUCGCAACCGCGCAAUACCUCUACUCCGCCGGAGCCUCCCUCUCCCUCACCGACGUCCGCGAAGACGCCCUCAAAGCAGCCACCGAACGCCUCGUGACCGCGCCCUCACCGACAACAGACAAACAGCUACAAGCCAAGUCCGCAGACAGAAGCACCCUCCCCGGCGCCGUCAACGCAAAACCAGACUCCAGCACCAUCGUCCACGACGCCCCGCGCCUCCUCGCCAUGACCGCCAACGUCGCCAACUCCGCCCACGUCGACGCCUGGAUCGCCAGAACGGUUGAGAAGUUUGCGAAGUUGGAUGGCGCGGCGAAUAUGGCGGGCGUCAGCUCGAGAGCCGCGGGUGUCCAUCCGAUUACUGAGGUCAGCGACGAGGACUGGGCGUUCAACAUCGAUAUUAAUCUCACUGGCACGUUCUACUGCAUGCGCGCCCAGCUGCGCGCCGUGCAAACAUCAUCCGCCGGCAGCGGCAACGGCAAAACGAACGCCAGCAUCGUCAACGCAUCGUCCAUCUACGGCAUCCAAGGCAAAGCAUGCAGUGCGGACUACAGCGCCGCGAAGCACGGCGUCGUGGGGCUGACGCGCAGCGUGGCAAAGGAGUUUGGGGGAAAGGGGAUUAGGGUGAAUUGCGUGGCGCCGGGGAUAAUAGAUACGCCGAUGGUGCAGAAUCUGAGCCCGGAGUUUCUGGAGGGGCAUAAUCGGACGCUGCAGUUUGAGCAGAGUCUGCAUCGGAUGGCGGAUGCGGAGGAGAUUGCGAGGGUUAAUGCAUUUUUGUUGAGUGGGGAGAGUAGUUUUGUUACUGGGGCGGUGUAUGUGGCGGAUGGGGGGCAGGUUUGCUGAGGCUGGGGGAGGAGGGAUGAGGAAGUUCGAGUGGAAUGUGGUUUAUGUGAGUGCUGUGAGUAUCACGACUGGAUUGAGCUGCCCAGCGGAAAGCUUUUCUAUCAAUCCGG
Trematosphaeria pertusa is the source of this 1091-nucleotide messenger RNA. Its product is annotated as NAD(P)-binding protein. The transcript is spliced from 2 exons. The coding region runs from base 82 to 981 and encodes 299 amino acids. Gene Ontology annotation, molecular function: oxidoreductase activity. NCBI's taxonomy places the organism in Eukaryota, Fungi, Ascomycota, Dothideomycetes, Pleosporales, Trematosphaeriaceae. The record is from RefSeq and is a predicted model, not a curated record.